Messenger RNA from Delphinapterus leucas (beluga whale), 4798 nucleotides. The record is from RefSeq and is a predicted model, not a curated record. NCBI's taxonomy places the organism in Eukaryota, Metazoa, Chordata, Mammalia, Artiodactyla, Monodontidae.
GUUCUAAGAUUAUAUCAAGACUCUGGACAGACAAGCCGUGUUUGAAAAAAGAACCAAAGAUACCCUCCAGAAAUGAAAGAGCAGGGUCACGCAAACAAAAAGCUGGCAGGUGGGCGAAGCAGCGUAAUAGCUGAAGGUGGAGUUGGCACCUGGCAGGGGGAUGCGGGCCCAGAACUGAGCGAUGCCCACACACAUGUGAUCUGAGUCUCAGAAGGAAAGAAUAGCAGGGGUGGAGAAGAGGUAGUUACUGCAGAAAUGCAGGCUAGGAGUUCCCGGAGUUCCCGGAGUACGUGAAACUCCAAGAAACCCAAGGCCAGAGCUUUCAAACUCCCAGAGUUGGACACAUCAUGGGAAUUUCAGGACAGCAAAGUCAAAGAGGAGAGUUGUAGAAGCGACCAGUGCAAGCAGAGGGACAGCCAAGAGCCUGACAACACGCUGACAGUGAUGGUGGUGGAGACGUUCCUGUGGGGAAAUCCUGGUCGGCCUAGAAAUCUACACCAAGUAAGUGAGUGCGAUUAAACCCCUCUCCGGUCUAAGUUGGACAGUUUCUGUGCGAAGGUUCCUGCUGAAAUAAAUCCCGGAGGAGGUACUCCAGACAGAUGGAGAGGGAGCUCGGGAGAUGGAGGAGGUUUGCAAGGCAUAGGUCAGCACGGAAAUGGGUGAACAAGCAUCGUGACUACCGUGGGGAACGCAGAAGGAGGAGCCAGACGCUAGCAAUCAGCGUGUAACCCACGAUGGCGCUGACCAGAGUGUGUUUAAGUGGGAGCCAAGGACAUGUGUUAACUUCAGACUUUACUGCAGCAAAGGUGUGUGUUAAAGAUUUAAGAAUAGAAAUAGAUCUCAAACCCUCCAAAUAAAUACCAGGCAAAAGGGGAAUAAAAGAAAACCCUUGUCCAACAUGAAAGAGGCAGAAAAGAGGGGAGGGAGCCCAGCAGUGACUGGAAAUGAUCGCACGUGGCGCUCGCCCAACGUGGAAGAGGCAGAAAAGAGGGGAGGGAGCCCCGGCAGUGACUGGAAAUGACCGCAUGUGGCGCUUGCCCAACAUGAAAGAGGCAGAAAAGAGGGGAGGGAACCCCGGCAGUGACUGGAAAUGAUCGGCAGUGACUGGAAAUGAUCGCACGUGGCGCUCGCCCAACAUGAAGGAGGGCAGAAAAGAGGGGAGGGAACCCCGGCAGUGACUGGAAAUGACCGCACGUGGCGGAGGGGGUUACCCGCCGCUGUUGGCAACCAGGGAAUGUGAACAGGCAGACGCACCAGUGAAAGAGAGACUGCGAUUUGAUUUCUUUCUGGCUGUGUGAUGUGUAAGAGACACGUCCAACACACGAUGGCAUAGAAAGGUUGAAAGCAGGGUCGUGGAACCAAGCGGUGGUUCAGUAUCAGCCACGAGGAAGCCGCACCCGUGGGGUUCUCGUGCCGGAGCUAUGGGGACUCACACUGGGUGCAGGUCAGACAGCCAGCCGGGCGAGAGAAAGACUCAGUGAAGAGCAGGUGUCUGCGCCCAGCCCCGCUCACACCAAGGAGCGUUCCUAAAACCGACAGUCCGAGCAGACACCCAAGGAGAUAUGUACCAUAAAAACCACAUUCUGUGGCCACAGUGAGUAAAACUGGAUGGGAAUAACAAAAAAGUACAACUUUUCGGGGGAAACUUAAAAAUAUUUCUAAGUAAUUUAUGGGUCAGAGAAGUAUCUGUAAUCCAGUGAUAAUGAACAGCCCACAUACUUGUGCUGGUCGACCCGAGAAUACGGUGUGAAACCCAGGAGAAGAACAGGAUAAACCUCAAGAAAGUAAAAGGAAGUAAAUGACAAAGAAAAACGCAGGAGCAAGUGGUUUCUAGGAAGGGCCAGUGGAGCCGUCCAGCAAAACACACAGGGCGUGUGUGCGUGACUGGUCGAGUAGACGAACCUCUGGGAAGGUUAAUUAAAAAGACAAAACAAGUGUCCGGGAGGAUGAAGAGUGCGCCGCAGCAACUACGAGGUCUAGAACAUACGAUGUCACGGGUGACUUUGUGCCGGACAUUGAACACUUAGGAGACGGCGCCCUAGAGGAUGACCGGGUGAGAAACAUGGAGUCCACGCCGGCCCUGCCAGGUGCCCGGUGCCAGUGGGGGAGACGCUGCCCCCAGCCCUCCACGUGCACACGCUCCUAAACACCGGCUGAGCAAGCAGAGUAGAAUCCAGGCUUCCUGUUGUCAUCCCAGAUGUGGUCUUGAGGAGCCCCGCGUCCUGCAGAAUCCUGCCCCGAAGAUGCCAGGGCUCUGGGAAAGGAGGUGAAGAUCGUGAUCCGAGGGGACAGGAACACGGGCAAGACAGCCUUGUGGCACCGGCUGCAGGGCAAGAAGUUCGUGGAGGAGUACAUCCCCACACAGGAGAUCCAGGUCACCAGCAUCCACUGGAGCUACAAAACCACUGAUGAUAUCGUGAAAGUUGAAGUCUGGGAUGUAGUUGACAAAGGAAAAUGCAAGAAGCGAGGCGAUGCCUUGAAGAUGGAGAAUGAACCCCAGGAGGCGGAGUCCGAGAUGGCCCUGGAUGCCGAGUUCCUGGACGUGUACAAGAACUGCAACGGGGUGGUCAUGAUGUUCGAUAUCACCAAGCAGUGGACCUUCAACUACAUUCUCCGGGAGCUUCCCAAAGUGCCGACGCACGUGCCUGUGUGCGUGCUGGGGAACUACCGCGACAUGGGCGAGCACCGCGUCAUCCUGCCCGACGACGCGCGAGACUUCAUCGACAACCUGGACAGGCCCCCAGGGUCUUCUUACUUCCGCUACGCCGAGUCCUCCAUGAAGAACAGCUUCGGGCUCAAGUACCUGCACAGGUUCUUCAACAUCCCAUUCCUGCAGCUCCAGAGAGAGACGCUGCUGCGGCAGCUGGAGACGAACCAGCUGGACAUCGAUGCCACGCUGGAGGAGUUGUCCGUGCAGCAGGAGACCGAGGACCAGAACUACGACAUCUUCCUCGAGAUGAUGGAGGCCCGCAGCCGUGGCCACGCGUCCCCGCUGGCCACCAACGGGCAGAGUCCAUCCUCGGGCUCCCCAUCUCCUGUGGUGCCUCUGAGUGCAGUGUCCACGGGGAGCUCCAGCCCCAGCACACCCCAGCCGGCUCCGCAGCCGCCCCUCCAGGCCCCCUCGGCUUGCCCGGGGCCCCCCUGCCCCUCGGAGGCGCCGCCAGCCCCUGCACACCCCCUGGUCCCCGCCGCACCCCCGCGACGCAGCAUCAUCUCGCGGCUGUUCGGGACCUCGCCGGCGGCCGAGGUGGCCCCUUCACCCCCAGAGCCGGCCCCAGCUUCAGAGGCCCCGGCAAGAGUCCAGAACGUGGAGGACUUUGUUCCUGACGACAGUCUUGACCGCAGCUUCCUGGAGGACGUAGCCCCCCCAAAGGAUGAAAAGAAAGUUGGAGCCAAGGUCCCGCAGGACAGUGACAGCCCACCUCACGCCUGCUCUCCUGUCGACCUCUGCCACAGCUCUGCUGCAAUGUGUGAUGGGGAGGCCCCAGGAGGGAACCCAAUGGUGGCGGGUUUCCAGGACGACGUGGACCUUGAAGAUAAGCCGCCUAGUAGGCCCCUGCCACCCACGGGCCCCAUCCCCAGCGAGCACAUCACUCUGUCCAGCGAGGGGGAAGAAGAGGUGGCAGCAGGGCGCCACGAGGCCACCGUCCUGGCCCCCCAGAAGUGCUCUGAACCAGGGACCAAACGUUCCUCCACGAAGGCCUCGAGGCCACACCAGGAUGCAGCUCCCAAGGCCACAGAGCCCCACUGGCCAGGCGGCACCGAGGGCUCCUCUCCGGGGCUGGAGGACGGAGGGGACAAGCAGGUGUCAUCAGAAAGUGACCCCGAGGGGCCUAUUGCUGCCCAGAUGCUCUCCUUCGUCAUGGACGACCCUGACUUUGAGAGUGACUCAGAUACUCAGCGGAGAGCGGGUGAGUUCCCGGUGCGAGAGGACCUCUCGGACGUGACAGAUGAGGAAGCCGGCCCUGUCCAGCCGCCCCCGCCCCCCAAACCCCCUGCCCCCUCCUUCAGACUGAAGAACGACUCGGAUCUCUUCGGGUUGGGGCUGGAGAACACAGGCCGCAAGGAGAGCAGCGAGGAAGAUAAAGAGGGCAGGCCUCCCUCGAAGGAGAAGAAAAAGAAGAAGAAGAAGGGCAAAGAGGAGGAAGAGAAGGCCGCGAAGAAGAAGAGCCGGCGGAAGAAGAGCAGGGACCAGGCGGAGGACAAGUGUCGGGAGGAGCGGCGGCGGCGGCGGGGCACAGAGAGGCCUGCGGUCGACGAGCUGGAGGCCUUCCUGGGGGGCGGGGCCCCGGGCGGCCACCUCCGCGGCGGCGGCGAUUACGAGGAGCUCUAGGCCUGGCGCGCAGACCGCAGGGCGCUCCGCGUGUGCUGGGGGCGCUGGGCCUGCCCUGCGGGGAGGGGCAGCCGGCCCCCAGCGCUUCUCAGGGAUGGGACUGAGGCCGAGGAAGCCCGUGAGGCUGUUUGCAGGGGUGGGGCGCUGUUCCCAUCGCCUGCCCGGCCCCUACUUGCCCUCGGCGCGCCGCACGCACUCACCCAGGCCCGCUGCAUGCAGCGGCCUCCGCUUCAGCUGCCCCGGCUCUGCAGACCUCUGGUCCUCAGACCCUUGGGGCACCUGUGCACAGAGGGCAGGCGGCGCUGGCGCGUCCCUGGGGGCAGCCCUUUCCAGACACGGCGACCGGCUUUGCACCCGCACCUGAGCUCGGGCGUGCGCGGGCCAAGCGGGGAGGCCCACAACACUCGUAUUCUUUUGUUGUCCUUGCACACCACUCGGACCAUAAAGCUCCCCUGUUUUACUGCG